GUGACACAGACAACAUUGCAGUAAUUUCCUAUUGGAUGAGAGAGAUUUUCUAUAUUUCUUUCAAUAUUGAAAGUGAGGCUGAUAGCUUUUUUCUUUGUUCAUCAUACACACAAUUGUGUGUGUGUGUGUGGAGGACAUAGAGUUGUAACUAGCACACACCAGCAUCUGGCUAACAUCUCACCUCCCACUACAUACAGCAACUGUCACACUAUUAUAUCAGCAGUUACACAGGAACAGCAGCAGCAGCUGCAGUAACACAGGAACACUACUACAACAGCAGCAGUACCACUAUAAUACCACUACAGCAGCAGCAGCAGCAGUUGGAGUGGAACACUACAGCAGGAUACACAUCAUCCAUCACACACAACUACAGUGAAGGAUUAAACAAUGCAGCAAUUUCUCCUGCUGAAAUGUGAUGAAGAAUUCCAGACAUGACAGCAUAUAUUGGUCUACUGUGUCUUCUACCUUUACUGAUCACCCUUGUACUGUCCAUAGAUAUUACAUACCAUGUCAAAGAAGAAGGCAGACCUCACACCUAUAUAGGAGACAUUGCUGUUGACUCCAACUUAUCACACCCUCUCACACAUCAACAACACACUCUUAUUACAUUUACACAACUACAAAGGACAGUCGAGAGUGGUUCUCACUUAUUUAAUGUCACCAACUCAGGAAAACUAUACACUACUCAAACACUGGAUGCUGAGUCUCUGUGUACAUACAACAAGGAAUGUUCCAGAAUAGUUAAAGUCGCAGUGAGGAAAGAAGAAGCAUUUAUGAAAAUUCUCAAAAUAAAAAUAUUAAUAGAAGACAUCAAUGACCAUUCACCAGAAUUUCCACAAAAUGAAGUUGAAAUUGAAUUUUCUGAAAGUGAUAGUAAAGGAACUAGAAUCUCUCUUCUGAAUGCCAUUGAUGAAGAUAUUUCCAUAAAAAAUUCACAAAUUACAUAUAUGAUUGAGAAAAGAAAGAGAGAACCCUUUUCUCUCUCUGUCACAAAACGUGAUGGUAUUUUUAUACCUGAACUAAUUCUAGAUGACAAAUUAGACAGGGAAAUAAAAGAUUCAUAUAUGUUGACCCUUGAAGCCAAAGAUGGAGGGAACCCACCCAAAACAGCUACACUCAAGGUACAUAUAUUUGUGACAGAUGUCAAUGAUAACAUUCCUGUAUUUCCUCAGAAACUUUACAACAUUUCUAUCAAUAAUUCACAUCAAAGACAUUUACCAAUUCUUUCUUUAAAAGCCACAGAUCAAGAUUCUGGACAAAAUGGAAAGUUUAGUAAAAAGCAGUCUUAUAAAUUAUUUAUUGAAGCAAGAGAUGGAGGCAAGCAACCCAAAAAAUCUGUUGCAGCAGUUCAGAUUCACGUAGUCAAUAACCAAAAUAAUGCACCAUUGAUAAAUAUAGAUUUUGUAUCUCCUUUAACUGAGAGUUCCGCAGCAGUUUCAGAAGCAAGUAAAAUUGGUAGUUUUAUAGCUUAUGUUAUGGUCACUGACACUGAUAGUGGACCUAAUGGUGAGGUUAUCUGUGAUUUAAAACAUGAUAAAUUUAAACUUGCCAAAAUAGAUUCUAAAGAAUAUAAAAUGAUUGUUAAGGGUCAUCUUGACAGAGAAAUAAGGGACCACUAUAAAGUAUCUAUUAUGUGUCAUGACAUGGGGUCACCUCAACUAGAAAGUAAAAAAUAUUUCUCUGUCAAAGUAACUGAUGUCAAUGAUGUAGAACCACAUUUUACCAAAGAGACAUUCCAAUUCCUCACCUAUGAAAACCAGAAAGUUGACUUCCCUAUUGGCUUCAUCAAUGCUACAGACCCUGAUCUUGGAGAUGGAGGCCAACUUACAUAUUCUAUCAUCAAUGAUAACAACAAUGAUAACAUUCCUUUCCAACUGACAAAAUAUGGAUUUGUUUCUACAUCACAAUCAAUAGAUCGAGAAAUGAAAGACAUCUAUAAGUUCAAGGUUUUAGUGAAAGAUAAUGGAACACCUUCUCUCAAUGACACUGCCAAUAUUGUUAUUGAGAUUCUAGAUAAAAAUGAUAAUGCUCCGUAUUUUACGUUUCCUAAUAAUGACCCUUACAAUCUAGAUGUCCACUACCAUCCACACAGUAAGAAGGACAUCACUAUUCUGAAAGCAUCUGACAAAGACACUGGAAACAAUGCUUUCCUCACAUAUGGAAUACUGAGAUCCAAUGAUAAAAACCUGUUUACAGUGAACUCACACACUGGUGUGUUAUCUUUCUCUCGCGCAGUUUACCAAAAUGAUGCAGGAACAUAUGAGCUGCAGUUUAUAGUGAAAGACGGUGGUACUCCAGUUCAAUCAGCAACAACUGCUAUCAUACUAACACUGUUUGUUAGUAAUGAUACAUCUCCAAUGUUGACUGCUGUGCCAUUCCAGUCUGGUCACGACCUGAAUAUGACUUGGGUAAUUAUCAUUGUAGCAGCAGCUGUAAUACUAUCUGUGGCUAUUGUAGUGUCCAUAACACUGUGUGUUUUCAGAUGUAUUAAUCACACAAAUAACUCACCCACAACAGCAGAGAAUCCCAACUUUCUCUCUCAGACUGAGAUGAGACAAUUACUGUAUCAGACUAACAAUCCUGUUGCAAUAACGAGAAAUGCAGAAGAGAUAUUUAACCGAAAUCUUCAGACAAUAAAAUCUAAAAGUCAGUUUUUUCUGGAGAUGGAACAGACACCAGAUGAAUGGAAAUUCUCAACAACACAAAGGAGACUUCCACCUGUGCCUCAGAGAUGUGAUUCAAUCCAUAGUCAAGAACGUCGCACCAGUUCCAUCAUGUCUUACAACAGUGACACCUUAACAUCCCAAAAGGACAGAGAAGCUAGCAAGAGUAAUGGCAAGACUAAACCAUAUGAUGAGAUACCUGCAGAACCAGAAUAUACCAAUGACAAUCCAGUGGCAGCCACAAUACUAAAGGGACAACAAAUACAAGAUACGUAUCUACAGCCAACAUAGUAGAUGUUCCAUGACUAUUGUUAAAUGAUUCUCUCACACACCAAAUCUUAUACAAUACUUUAUAUUCAUAUAAAAAUAUCAACUCUAUGUUUCUUUCACACAUCACACAUAAAGGGCUUUACAGUGGCAUCUAUUAUGACCCCUAAUUUGCAGCACUGAUACAUGAAAC
Messenger RNA from Octopus sinensis (East Asian common octopus), 3123 nucleotides. Its product is annotated as protocadherin beta-15-like. Gene Ontology annotation, biological process: homophilic cell-cell adhesion. NCBI's taxonomy places the organism in Eukaryota, Metazoa, Mollusca, Cephalopoda, Octopoda, Octopodidae. Gene Ontology annotation, cellular component: plasma membrane. The record is from RefSeq and is a predicted model, not a curated record. The coding region runs from base 432 to 2954 and encodes 840 amino acids. The transcript has 5 exons. Gene Ontology annotation, molecular function: calcium ion binding.